CACAUUUGUAAUUUAAAGAUCAGGAACGUUUGUCACAUUAAAAAUCAGUAAAACAAAAAUUGUCAUUUGAAAAUCAGAGUACAAAGGUCUGCAUAAAGGCACAGGUGAACCAAACAUGAAUCCUCACUCAAACGUUGUUAUUGUUCUGCGUGAGACACUCCUAGAGACAGAAAUUACAGAUUUGAAGCCUACUAAAACAUUUUAAUCAGCACUGCUGUGUCACACUGUCCAGUGUGUUCACCUGCUGCCACUGGAAAAGACAUCCCAGAAUAAUAUUACUACGUGCCGGCAGUGAAAUGGUGGAGAUUUAUUUCGUAGACCCGCCCCUAGCCUGCCUCUGAUUAGGUAACGGAGAGCAGAGCCAAUCAUUUCGUUUGAGGACAAGCAGAGUCAAUAUAGGGGCGGAUCUUCGUCCAUCAUUGGUGGAGGCGGGGUUAAAACAACAACAACAACAACAGAAAACCCCAACAACAUUGACGACUGUACGCUUGCUCCCGCGAGAUCUUGUUCCAAGUCUUUGGAGGGGCGUUGUCAUGGAUACAAAAGCGUCGCACUCAAUGGGGGAAGCUGCAACACUUUCUUCAACUGCUGUACAAAAUGAGGCAGCGCCAAAGCAUUUGUUUCUUUGUACACGGAAUGUGCGUGGAUACAUGACAGCCCCACAGGUCUAAAUCACAGAUCAUGGAUCACCAGGAUGAGCUAAAUGACCUGCGGCUUCAGUUUCAAACUCUACAAAAGCAGCAGGAGGAAAGAAAACUGGAGAGAAAAAAGAAGAAAGAACCAGAUCCCCCUGAUGCCAGUGUUACACCCGAUAAUUUGGAUCUAUUGAAACAAGGCAUCCAGGCACAUGACCUGCCUUCAAAUGACAGACACUUACAGAAUGAGAAUCAGAAUUUGCUAGAUCAGCUGAGAGAGCUGAAAGAUGAACAUGGCCGGCUCUUCAAACUUCUGGGUGAAAAGGAUUUUGAAAUUAAUCACCUAAAGAAAACAAGGGAGGAAGAAAGACUGGCUUUCACAGGGACAUCAAGCUUGGCCGGGGACGUGGCAGCCACCAAGAUUGUCGAGCUGUCCAAGAAGAACAGAGAGCUAACGGCUGAAGUUGAGCGAGAGAGGACUAAGUCAAAGCAGAGAAGCAACAGGAUCAAAGAGCUUGAAAAAGAGCUGCAGUCUGCCUUGGCCCAGUGUCCGACUGGACAACAGAUGGACACAAAGUCACACAAUGAAAAGAAGAUACUCGAUGACUGUGAGCAGGAAAACCCAGCAGUGAAAUCCCUUCAGGAAAAAUUAGCUGCUACACAACUGAAGGUGGCUGAGUAUCGCAACCAGGUUCAAGCUGUCAAACAGGAGCUCAAAGUAGCUCAGAAGGUUUUGAUCAGUGAGGUUGGAGAGGAGGUCAACCUUCAGCAUUUACAAAGCUGCCCAGGAAACUUUAGAGGUCGCUCUCAACAGAUACUGGCUCUUCAGACGAGGGUGCGAGAUCUUGAGCAGCAGCUGAACCAGUCAACACAGAGGAGACAGCCAAGUGUCCUGAGUGUAGAGGAGGAGUUUCUGGGCAUGAGCGUUCUUCAGAGAACCCCUCCUCAAGACAGGAACCUCAGCUACAUCCGCACCAUGGAGAAGGAGAAGAAGGAGGCGUUUGAGAGGAUCUCAGUGGACUACGCAGCCCUGCAUAAAGACUACGAAGAGGUGAAGAAAAAGCUGGAAGCCGUUAAAGCCAGGAACAAAUCUCUGUCUGCUGAACUGAAAACUCUUAAGUUCCAGAUUUCCACCCUGCUGGAGAAGGGAAAACAUGACGAUGAGCUUGUGGAUGCUCUGCUGAAGCAGCAGACCCAGAUGCAGGAGGUGCUGAGACAGCUCAGCCAACAGCAGAAGGAUCAAGGCAAAGCGAUCCAGCCGAGUCAGAGACAACAGCUGAGCAGCGAGCCUGCCGAGCACAACGCUCUCGUCCACAAGCUUAAGCAGACGGUUGCUGAGAAAGAGACAAAGAUUAAAGAACUAAUAGAGGAAAUCCAGCAACUCUCCACCACGGAAGAGGGCAAUGGAGGACAGUCCAGCAUCAGGUCAAAUCGCAGUUCAGGUUUUUCCCCUGAAGAGGGAGACAUUCACAAGCGAAUAACAUCUUCAGGUUCACUUAAUAAAUACGGUCAUAAACUGGUGCUGCCUACUGUGAAAAACAGCAUCGAAUUAAAGGGUUCAGGUCCUUCAAAAUGUCCACAAUGUUCAGCUGAUGUGAGUGCACUCAUGACUCAGAGUUAUGAAUACAAAGUCCUUUGUGUGGAGAAGGACAGACUUCUUGAGCUGGUGAAUGUCCUACAAAUAAGUGAUAAAGAGGUAAACCAGAGGUGUUUGGACGCAGAGCACAAGUAUCAGGAGGAGCGCCGCAAGACAGUAAUCCUGGAGCAGCAGCUGGAGAGGACUAAAUUAGAUUAGAAGUGAAGGCCGUGCAAACAGCAGGGCUCACUUACAGCAGCGUGUGACAGUGUCGAGCUGAUUUUUGUUGAAUUUUUGCUCAUUUUGUUUAUCAAUGCUCACCGGUUGCUCUCUUGGCUGUCACCUCUGUCCCUCAGGAGCGGUGUCCCCCCUGCAAAUGGAUGACAGGACUGCGUAAAGCAUUCACACACAGACAAACUAAAAUUGACUGCGCAUCAAUUUGAUUGGCAUCUGUGCCGCAUACGCUCCUGCCUGGUAUACGGUCAUCCCAACCCUCAUGUUUGGGCGGCACAAAUAUGUUCACAUUGCACGACAGAGGCCAUGAAAGUGCCAAGGGCAUCACCGAAGAGCACACUCCACAAGGACCUGUAGCUCUGAAGUGACGUGAUGAGACAAGUCAAGCAUGUAUUCCUGCAGGCUCUGUGACGGCGGAGACAAGACACUAACCAGAGAAACUGGCUGAUCCCUGCUCAACCUCACGUCCAGCUGAGCCCCACCUUCUCCCGUCACAUGUGUCCAACAGCAGCCUUAUGGGAAACAGACUCUUCUGUUAUGCCGCACAAGCGUCACACAGAGCCUCUUCUUCUAUAUUGGAGCUGUCAAUGACGGUCCGUGAUGCUCCCUUUGUGCAUUCAGGUGACCUCACUUAAACCAUUUAAGAAUCCUGAGUAGCAGUUUUCAACUUAACCUUAAUGGCAUCAGACAAGUGGUCUCACCCAUUACAGAAAUGUCUGGUGCUGAUAGGAUGUUUCCCCAUGGUUUCAUAUUUUGUCAGUUUACAGUUUUAUUAAUGUCACUGUCACAUUUUAUUAAAUCAGUGUAUGUUUU
Messenger RNA from Solea solea (common sole), 3258 nucleotides. It is a transcript of the gene ccdc13, whose product is annotated as coiled-coil domain containing 13. NCBI's taxonomy places the organism in Eukaryota, Metazoa, Chordata, Actinopteri, Pleuronectiformes, Soleidae. Bases 682 to 2430 code for a protein of 582 amino acids. The record is from RefSeq and is a predicted model, not a curated record. Gene Ontology annotation, biological process: cytoplasmic microtubule organization; non-motile cilium assembly. Gene Ontology annotation, cellular component: centriolar satellite. The transcript has 14 exons.